AUGUCUGGUCAGUCGGUUGUUGGUGUGCAUUACCGAGUAGGCAAGAAAAUCGGUGAGGGCUCGUUCGGCGUCAUUUUCGACGGCACAAACUUGCUCAAUAACCACCAAGUGGCUAUCAAGUUCGAGCCUCGCAAGAGCGACGCUCCGCAGCUGCGCGAUGAAUACCGUACCUACAAAGCACUCUAUGGCUGCCUCGGUAUUCCUAAUGUCUAUUACUUUGGUCAGGAGGGCCUACACAAUAUUUUGGUCAUCGAUCUGUUGGGCCCGAGUCUCGAGGAUUUGUUCGACUGGUGUAACCGUCAGUUUUCUCUGAAAACAGUGGUUAUGGUGGCUAAGCAGAUGAUUUCUCGCGUCCAGACAGUGCAUGAGCGCAGUCUUAUUUAUCGCGAUAUCAAACCCGACAACUUUUUGAUCGGCCGUCCCGGCACGUCAACAGCUUCUCUUAUUUACAUGGUAGACUUUGGUAUGUCCAAGUUAUAUCGUGACCCCGUCACCCGUCAGCACAUCCCUUAUCGUGAGCGCAAGUCUCUUUCGGGUACUGCUCGCUACAUGAGUAUCAACACUCAUUUGGGACGCGAACAGAGCCGUCGCGACGACCUCGAAGCUCUCGGCCAUGUUUUCAUCUACUUUUUGCGCAAAGGUGGGUUGCCUUGGCAGGGCCUCAAAGCUGCAACCAACAAGCAAAAAUACGAAAAAAUUGGUGAAAAGAAACAGACUACCCCUAUCCGCGAGCUCUGCGAGGGCUUCCCCAAGCAGUUCGAAGAAUAUCUCACCUAUGUCCGCAAGCUGGGCUUUGAAGAAACGCCAGAUUACGACUAUUUGCGUGACCUCAUGACUGAGGCCCUUCGCGGCACAGGCGAGGUCGAAGAUAACGAGUACGACUGGGCCCACCUCCAGUCUGGAAACUCCGCAAAUUGGGACAGUCAGCUUCCUCGGGCCAAUCUCCACGGCUACGGUCGUCCAGGCCACCCUCAGGGCCGAUCUUCCCGUCAGCCCACGGGAAAGGCUCACCAGCCGGCUAACGCUGUCGUGCGCAGCUCAAGCCGCCGUGAUGGCGGCCGCACCGCUGCUGCAACUGCUGAUCGCACCGCCCAGGAUACAAACAACCUGCAGCCCAAUCAGCGUCAGUCAUCUACUCCGGCCACCCAGGGCGCCCCUGCUCAGGCCCCGCUCGAGUCAGCUGCUGGUGACCAGCCUAGGUACUCGCAAAACUAUCAAAACGGGGAGCAGCCUCCUCGCCAGCGCAAAUGGUAUAGUGUAUUUUGCUGCUGCGCCGACGACUGA
Messenger RNA from Wickerhamiella sorbophila, 1284 nucleotides. Its product is annotated as Casein kinase I 1. Gene Ontology annotation, molecular function: protein serine/threonine kinase activity; ATP binding. The record is from RefSeq and is a predicted model, not a curated record. Gene Ontology annotation, cellular component: cytoplasm; nucleus. Lineage: Eukaryota; Fungi; Ascomycota; Dipodascomycetes; Dipodascales; Trichomonascaceae. Gene Ontology annotation, biological process: endocytosis; signal transduction; peptidyl-serine phosphorylation. The transcript has a single exon. Bases 1 to 1284 code for a protein of 427 amino acids.